GCCAAUUAUUUCUGCGGUCAAAGAGAUUCUUCAACAUCAAGAAAUUACUAAAAGUUGUAUUUUUGAUUAUCAGGAAGUUUACACGUUAGUUGAAUAUCAUUCUGGAGUAUCAUUAAAGAUUAACAAUUAUAAUUUGAGAUGUAAUAUAAUGUUAGCUUCUAUUAUUGGGAAUUGGCCUAAAAACUGCAAAUCAUGUUUAACUUAUAGUGGAACUAGUUACGCUUGUUCUUGUCAUAUCUGUCUUGUAGGAAAAGAUGAUUUAAAUGUUAUUAACUUACUCGCUAAUCGCAAGAUUACUAGAACAGAAAUCCAAAUGAGACAAGCCAUUGAAAUAGGACAAGGCAAAGACCACUUAUUACAUGAAGAAACCAAUAGUUUUUGGAAUCAUCCCUAUGAUACAAUUGUUGAAUCUACUAUAUUCGAUUUGGUUUACAUCUCUAAUACUAGUGAUAUUAAUAACAUUCUUGGACUAUUUACAAAAAAUGAUUGUCAGUUUCUAAAAUUUCACCAUUGGAUACAUCAUACAAUUGAAACAAUUGAAGAGUAUGGGAACUUAAAUGGAUUAAGUGCCGAAACAUAUGAAUCACUUGUUGAAUCGUAUGAACGUGAUGAAGGAAGUAUUUCUGAAAUUCUUGAGGGUUUAUGUCAUCUUGCUUCUGCGAUGAGUGACUAUUUUAAACUUUUGCCUUCUAUGAUUAGAAAAGAUAUAGAAAAAAUGGAAGCAAUGUUAAUUUUAUAUGAAUCCUUUACAUUAUCUAAUAAAGAGCAAGUAAGAGCUACAAAAGAUUAUUAUAAUGCACCUAUGUUUAGUGAUGUUGCAAUUUUAUGGACUCAGAACAAGAAUUUGAAACAUAUGAUGGAUACUGCUUCGCAAAG
Messenger RNA from Scutellospora calospora, 876 nucleotides. The record is from the annotation of a GenBank genome assembly. Lineage: Eukaryota; Fungi; Glomeromycota; Glomeromycetes; Diversisporales; Gigasporaceae.